Heterocephalus glaber (naked mole-rat) is the source of this 1625-nucleotide messenger RNA. The record is from RefSeq and is a predicted model, not a curated record. NCBI's taxonomy places the organism in Eukaryota, Metazoa, Chordata, Mammalia, Rodentia, Bathyergidae.
ACAGGUUCCAGGCCUGGUUGCUGAGUGGGAGCCCUGGAGGGGAGCAGGAGAACAAGGUCCCUGAGCUGUCACCAUGGGCAGCCUCUGGGUGUGGAGGUGAGGGCCCCAGCUUCCCAGAGCAAGAAUCAUCAGCCCUGGUCUUCUGAUUAAGGGAAAGCUGAACAGCCUGGAUGGAACACAACUUUGCCCCUGCUCCUCCAGAGAUGCAGCCGCACACAGCGCCAGGCCCUGGAGCCUCCUUCUCUCGUAGUCACAUUCUGGGGCACCCUACCCACCCCUCACGGCUCCCUGGAGGGGUGACUCCACUCAUCCCUGUCCUCAGGAAGACUGUCCGUCUGGAUGCCUUUCCUCAAAGCCAUGUCCAGAUUUCCAGUCGAUCGGGUCUGAGAGCCAGGGCCCGGAGCAUGUCCCCACAGGAUGCUGGCAUUGCCCCAGGGGCUCCGCUGAGCCCCCUGCCUGCCAACAGCCUUGUACCCAGGAAGCUCAGCUCCAUUUCCUUAACAAUCCAUCAGAACAGCCAUGCGCGGCCCCUGGACCCUGCACUGUCUCACUGGGAAGAAUUGUCUACCCACAGAGGAGGGAGACCGUCUGCUCCAAGUUCACCCCCCUUGGCCCUAAUGCCAGACAGCAGGGUCCACUCUGAGGGCCCAGGGAACCCAGGUCUGAGCAAACCCAGCAGGACGCCCACAGUGGAGAAGCCCGUGGUGGGCUCGUACCUGGCCUUGCCUUUUCAGUCCAGGCUGACCCCGAGUCCAUUGAGCCUCACAGGGCCAGGCCCCUCGGGUCAAGGGCACACCAGAACUUCUCCAGGAAGAGGCAAGUCCCGGGCCAGGGGGAUUCCCAGACCCCGGCUAUGUCUCCAAAGGGCCACCCCUGUUAGGAAUUUGGCUGCUGUGCACACAGCAAGGCCAGACAUAGCCAGACAUUUAACCACAAUGGCCACCCAAGGACCUAACUUGGCUGUCAGUUUGUCCACACCAGAUACAUCCAGACUGGACACAGGUACAGAGUUCUCUGCUCUGGAUACCAAGAGGGGCUCAACCACAGACUUAUCUAUAGCAGGUUCAGCCAAGCCAGGCAAAGCCAAGAACUUGGCUACUGCAGGCACAAACAAGGCUGGCACAGCCACAAAUUUGGCUACAGUAGAGACAACCAAGCCGGGGAAGGUUGUGAAUUUGGCAACCACAGAACCAGAUGAGCUGGGCAAAUUCAUGGUUACAGUAGAUGCAACCAAGCCAGAUGUGACUACAAGGGGCACAGCUAUGGCUUGGGGAAAACCAGAUCCAUUCAAGUUGGGUACAACCAGGUUGGACACAGCCAUGGCUUUGGUGACAGCAAAUCCCGCUGCGUUGGGCCCAGCUAUGGAUUCUGGUGCUUUGGACAGAAGCAGACUCGGGACAGCCGUGGGUUCAGUUGUGCUGGCCACACCAGACCCAGCCAAUGGGGAGACCAAGCCAGACAAUGUUAAUAACCUGACCAUAUCAGACAUUGCUGUCUACCCACUAAUGGUAAGAAGAGGGAUGGACGCAGCCCAGGACCAUGCCACAGUGGAUGCUGCUACAGAGCCUGCCACACUGGACCUGGCCGGAGAAUACAAAGGUAAAUGCAGGAACCAGGAGGUGUAA